AACCCUAACCCUAACCCUAACCCUAACCCUAACCCUACACCGAGCACGACUGGAAUCCCGCCACAUACGAAUUUGCAGCUGAAAGCGACGUUCCCCUCAUCGGUUAUGUUACGAGCAAAGCGUUGGCCGAGAGGUUCUGCUGGCAGUAUCAAAAGGACAAUCAUCUCGAAGGCAAGAUGAAUAUUGGUGCGCUUUGCCCACCCAUGAUUCUAGGUGUGUGCGCGCGCCCCCCACGACGCCGUGCUGACGGUACGCGCGCGCCCAACACUGACCGCCGUCAUGCGCGUCAGGACCCUUCUUCCACAACACCGACUCCUCCAAGCUGGGCGAGUCGCUGUUCCAGAUGCGCAAAGUGAUCACGGCAGCCGACGACAAGGCGGACGUUCCACCUCAAGCCUUUCCAGUCUUUGUCGAUGUGCGCGACGUAGCCCUCGCGCACGUUCGAUGUGUCGAGCGCAACGUCAAUUCGCGUUACCUCAUCGCCAAGGGAACUUUCAGCAACCAAUUUGUUGUUGAUCAGGUGCACGAGCACUUUCCUAGCGAGGCGAUCAAGUACAAGCUACCGCGCGGCAAGAAGGGCGAGUAUGCGGAUGAAGACGCAAAAAUCUGCAUCCUAGAACACGACAAGAGCCAGCGCGAGCUAGGCGUGGAUUACACGCACACGCGCAAGGAAACCUUUUACGAGACGAUUCGAGACAUUUUCGAGCAUCUAUAGGGAACUCAUUCAAGCUGGCAUUUGAUCGCACGGAAGCAAUCCUCGAAUGCCUCCUGUGUCGAAUGCUUCUUGCAGCGAUCCAGUUCACCGCUGCAAAGAGCACCGCUCCUCUUUGCCAUCCGGUGAAUUACAGAGUCAAAUGGGCGAACCCCUCGAUCCGCUCUGCCCCUUUGAACGUCGCACGCACGCUGAGAAAUGCAGCCACACUCAUGACUCGGCAACGAUCGACGCACGCCGAGAAAUUCAAAGCGACGUACGUGCAGUCCAACGAGUCUGACAAAUUGUCACGUGUACACCUCUUG
This is a messenger RNA of Ceraceosorus guamensis, 1017 nucleotides long. RefSeq lists its product as hypothetical. NCBI's taxonomy places the organism in Eukaryota, Fungi, Basidiomycota, Exobasidiomycetes, Ceraceosorales, Ceraceosoraceae. The record is from RefSeq and is a predicted model, not a curated record. Bases 344 to 715 code for a protein of 123 amino acids. The transcript has a single exon.